Messenger RNA from Annulohypoxylon truncatum, 1830 nucleotides. Its product is annotated as WD40 repeat-like protein. The transcript is spliced from 2 exons. Gene Ontology annotation, cellular component: Set1C/COMPASS complex. The coding region runs from base 288 to 1709 and encodes 473 amino acids. Lineage: Eukaryota; Fungi; Ascomycota; Sordariomycetes; Xylariales; Hypoxylaceae. Gene Ontology annotation, molecular function: protein binding. The record is from RefSeq and is a predicted model, not a curated record.
AACCCGACGAAUUAUAUAAAAUAACAAGUACCUAUGUAACUUCAGCAAGUACCUCUACCUGUAACCUAGACCUGCGGCGGCUUGACUUUAUAGUGGAGAACUAGCGGGGAUCCCCUGCGUAGAUCCCUGCAAAAAUAUCUAUUCCACUGCAAGGCUACCAAGGACCUGCCGCCUAUUCAACGGGAAGCAGCAUUUGGUAACAAUCCAAUUGAUUCACUUGCAAACGAUCAACACAUCGCAAAUACAAUUACUUCUCCCAUCGAGCCGCAGAACAUGACUGCGCCAACAUGAAUCUGCUGCUUUCCGACGACUACCUACUCCAGGACUAUCCUGAGAAUAUCACCAACACAAUUCGAUCAGGCCAUACAACAUGCUUACGAUUCAAUCGAAAAGGCGACUAUCUAGCUUCGGGUCGCGUCGAUGGCACCGUGGUGGUUUGGGAUUUGGAGACGAUGGGCGUAGCGAGGAAGUUGAGAGGUCAUAGAGCGGCUAUAACUUCGCUUAGUUGGUCUAGAUGUGGUCGUUAUCUGCUCUCCGCCUGCCAAGGAUGGAGAGCAGUUCUAUGGGAUUUGCAAGAUGGGACCAGGUUUCGAGAAGUGCGAUUCCGUGCGCCCAUUUACACGGCAGAUUUACACCCCUGGAACCACCAAAUGUUUGUGGCAUCCAUAUUCGACGAACCCCCAUCGCUAGUUGACAUGAGCGGCCCGAGCGACGUCAAACACACACUCCCUUCCGCGCCGAAACGUACCAAUACCGACGCUGAUGCUGCGACUAAAGAGAAGCAAGCGAAAGAAGAUGCAAAACAGAUGACUACGGCGACGGUAUGGACAGCUACUGGAGAUCAUAUCCUGGCGGGUACAAAUAAGGGCCGUUUCAACAUCAUAGACGCAAAUACCCGCGAAAUCAUAUGGUCGGAGAAGAUAUGUAGUUCUGUGGUAACUACGCUACGCUUAACAGGAUCCGGACGUGAAUUGCUGGUAAACUCUCAGGAUCGUAUCAUCAGGACCUUUCAUCUACCGAACCUCGCAGCAGAGGACCUCGAUCCCGAUACAAUACAGAUGCCACUCGAGCACAAAUUCCAGGAUGUCGUCAACAGACUCUCCUGGAACCACGUCACGUUCAGCGCCACUGGAGAAUACGUAGCAGCGUCUACAUACAACAAUCAUGAGUUAUAUAUAUGGGAACGAAACCAUGGCAGUCUGGUCCGAAUGCUAGAAGGUCCUAAGGAAGAGCAGGGAGUCAUCGAGUGGCAUCCUCACAGAGCUGUACUAGCCGCCUGCGGGCUCGAAACUGGUCGUAUCUACAUUUGGUCUGUGACCACGCCGCAGCGCUGGUCGGCAUUGGCACCGGACUUCGUCGAGGUGGAGGAGAAUGUCGAGUACAUCGAGAAGGAAGACGAAUUCGAUAUUCACCCCCAAGAGGAGAUCAACAAACGCAGACUAGACCAAGAGGAUGAGGAUAUUGACGUAUUGACUCUCGACCCAAGUAAAGGGUACGAUGAGGAUAUCGACGGCGCGGGAUUUCGGAUGCCAGUUCUAUUUAAUCUGGGCGAGAGUGAUAGUGAGGAGGAGUUCGUGGCAGUAUCAACAGGUACCGUACGUCGUAGGAGCUUAGGCGAGGCCCAAGAGGGCGAGACUCCUGACGAAGAGAAAGUAGCUGGAGGUAAGAAGACGGCUGCUGCGAAGGGUACAAGAGGAAGGAAGAAGUAGAGUAGCAACGGUCUCUCAAUACCAAAAGAUAUCCUUGAUCGUAAUAAAAAUACGUCAUGAAAAUCUCCUCAAUCAUCACUAUGGCUAUAGCAAUUCUAUAGCAAAUUUGACUGGCUGUAUG